CUGGGGCACGGGCCUCGGGGACGCGCACGGCGCGCGCCGCCAUAGAGGACGCGCUUCUCCGGUCGCGCGCGCGGCAAUCCAUCUCUGAGCGGAAACCGAAGGCACAAGGGGGAGAAACGUAGAACAUGAAGAGGCAGGGGGCGUCCUCCGAGCGGAAACCGGCGUGGAUAGCGUCGGGGAAGGCGGGAGCAACAAAUGCAUUUCUCAUGGAAGUGUGUGUUGAUUCAGUAGAGUCAGCUGUGAAUGCAGAAAGAGGAGGUGCUGGUCGAAUUGAAUUAUGUUCUGGUUUAUUGGAGGGAGGAACCACACCCAGCAUGGGUGUCCUUCAAGUAGUGAAACAGAGUGUCCAGAUUCCAGUUUUUGUGAUGAUUCGGCCACGUGGAGGUGAUUUUUUAUAUUCAGAUCGUGAGAUUGAGGUGAUGAAGGCUGACAUUCGACUUGCCAAGCUUUAUGGUGCUGAUGGUUUGGUAUUUGGGGCAUUGACUGAAGACGGACACAUUGACAAAGAGUUGUGCAUGUCCCUUGUGGCUAUUUGCCGUCCUCUGCCAGUUACUUUCCAUCGAGCCUUUGACAUGGUUCAUGAUCCAAUGGCAGCUCUGGAGACCCUCUUAUCCUUGGGAUUUGAACGAGUGUUGACCAGUGGAUGUGACAGUUCAGCAUUAGAAGGGCUACCUCUAAUAAAGCGACUCAUAGAUCAGGCAAAAGGCAGGAUUGUGGUAAUGCCAGGAGGUGGUAUAACUGACAGAAAUCUACAAAGGAUCCUUGAGGGUUCAGGUGCUACAGAAUUCCACUGUUCUGCUCGGACUUCUAGAGACUCGGGAAUGAGGUUUCGAAAUUCCUCUGUUGCCAUGGGAGCCUCACUUUCUAAUUCAGAGUAUUCUCUAAAGGUAACAGAUGUGACCAAAGUCAGGACUUUGAAUGCUAUUGCAAAGAAUAUCCUGGUUUAGCCAGACCUCUCAAAGAGACAUGGAUAUCGCCGUGUGAAGAAAGAAGUAUAAUCUACGAUUCUCUGUGACAAAGUUUUAACCUUCUCCAGCUAGGACAGUCAGUCUUUAAGUUUCACAUGACCAUGAAGUAUGUUUCCAAGAAGGAAAAGAAAUUGAAACAGAUAACACUCAUUUCCUUUGCUUACUCUUGCCAGCCUUUGCCAUCAUCGUGAUUAAAUCUGUUUGUGCUACUUCCACAGAGAGGCUUAGUCUAUUUUCAGUAGAACUAGUGAAUGAACUGAGAAAAUUCAGCUGCAAGGUAUGAAUUAAGCGUGGCUUCAGGGUCAAUUCAAUAGUUGUAGUAUUUUGCCUUUUCAUUUGUAAAAUAAAAAUUUUCAUUCUAUUAUGAUA
Messenger RNA from Sciurus carolinensis (gray squirrel), 1337 nucleotides. It is a transcript of the gene Cutc, whose product is annotated as cutC copper transporter. NCBI's taxonomy places the organism in Eukaryota, Metazoa, Chordata, Mammalia, Rodentia, Sciuridae. The transcript is spliced from 9 exons. Gene Ontology annotation, molecular function: copper ion binding. Bases 126 to 947 code for a protein of 273 amino acids. The record is from RefSeq and is a predicted model, not a curated record.